GUUCGCUAGAAUGUUAUUGCACAUGGUAGGUAAUGUAGCGAGGCUGCGACGAACGGGCGUUGUUAUGAGUUGAAACAACCGUUUUAGCAGUAUGUAGUUUAUUUUUUAUCCAAGUGAUGUGAUUUUAGAGGUUCACAAUUAAUAAAAUGUUCGUUAAUAGAUUGUGACCUUAGCUGAAUCGACAUGAAGCUCAAUGGACUGAGUUGUUUUGUUAUUGCAAUACUUCUACAAAAUAAUUUUACAAGUGCUUUCUUAAAUCUUUAUCUUAGUUUAUCGGAAGUACAAAGACUUAUAGGCUUAGUAGCAGAACUAUAUUACGUAAGAAACGGAGUUGUGAAUGAUUAUGCUCUUAAUUAUGUGGUUCCGAUUCCGUCCAAAAUAGAUGCGCUAUAUUUUACAUGGGAAAGCUUAUCAAAUCAACAAACACUACCUUAUACGAUAAUAACGGAAUCAUCUAAUCUUCAAGCUUUACCAACUCCAAAACUGAACAUAUCUAGUUCGGGAAAUGUUCCUACCACAGUACAAACGUUCGCCGUUUCGUUGCCUUGCUCAGGGACAGUGUCAGCCGAAGUGGACAUCAAAAUAAUCAUCAACGUAACCAUAUCUCGCGAUAAUGUAACCUCUCUGAAAUUCCAGCGGCAUAAAAUAUGUUUUGAAUACGAAAACGCAAACACCUACGUAUCCAUAGAUUCGAUUCCAGCUUAUUCGAAUUCGGCGAACAUCUUUUACGUGGCCGUUCUGUGCGCUUUGCUGUUGAUAUUAACUCUGGCAAUAUUUGUGGCUUUCUAUUACGUGAGGGAUAAGAAAACUAGAAGGCCUCCGGAGACCAGCAACGGGCCCACUACGACUUUUUUGGCUUCGUUGCCGAGGAAUAGCAUUAACACUUCGUCGUAUGGAAGCUUUAGAAGGAUGCCUAGCUAUUCCUUGAUCGACGAGCGCUCAAAAGACUUGCAGGAAAGAAUCACGGAACUCACCGUGCAAAGAUGUAGAGUAAGAUUGAACAGCGUGAUUAUGGAAGGCACGUUCGGGCGAAUCUACGAAGGAUCGUACACCAACGAAGAUGGACAGGAGGAAUUGGUAGUAGUCAAAACAGUUACGGAUCAUGCAAGUCAAGUACAAAUCUCUUUGCUACUUCAAGAAGGAAUGGCAAUGUAUUCACUCAACAACAAGAAUAUUCUAAGCAUUCUCAGGGUUUCAAUUGAAGACCAUACAGCUCCAUUUUUGUUGUAUCCUCACAACAACAACACUAAUUUAAAAAUUUUCCUGCAAAAAUGUAAAUUAUCUGCCGAAGGCGUGUCGCACACCCUCACCACUCAAGAGGUUGUGGACAUGGCAUUGCAGAUUAUCCAUGCCAUGCAAUAUCUUCAUAAGAAACAUUUGUUGCACAAGGAUUUGGCCACGAGAAACUGCGUGGUCGACGAUCAACUUCAUAUUAAAGUAACCGACAACGCUCUAUCCAGAGAUCUAUUCCCCUCUGAUUACCACUGCCUAGGCGACAACGAAAACAGACCCGUCAAGUGGUUGGCAAUAGAAAGUUUGCUUCACAAAAGCUUUUCGCCGAGUUCGGACGUCUGGUCUUUCGGAGUGGUUCUUUGGGAGUUGACCACUUUGGCUCAACAGCCCUACAUCGAGAUCGACCCCUUCGAGAUGGCGGCCUAUUUGAAAGAUGGCUACCGACUUGCGCAACCCAUCAACUGCCCAGAUGAACUGUUUGCGGUGAUGGCAUACUGUUGGGCGAUGAGCGCUGAAGAGAGGCCUUCGUUUAUGCAGCUUCAUGUGUGUUUGCAGGAGUUCUACGCGCAAUUGACUAGAUAUGUGUGACAUAUAUAGUAGUUAAGUUAAAAUAAAGAAAAUGUUCCUUUAAAGCUUGGGUGCCAAAUUUAUAUUAUAACGAAAAGCGCAGAUUUUGCAAUUUGAGAUGAUCUCGGGUCCGCCAUCUUGGAUUGGAUUUCAAGGUCAUGCAUAAGAAUCUGUCUUAUUAUGCCGGUAUACCUACAACAGAAUAAAAGAUUUUAUUAAAAAAUAUAUAUAUUAGACUAUUUUGUAAAUAUUAUAUUUUAUUUAAUCGUAUUGUAAUGACAUGUGAUCUCUUAAGAUUUUUAUUUAUUUAUUAGCAUGUUUUUUUGCUUUCAAUGUUAAC
Molecule: messenger RNA, 2140 nt
Organism: Brassicogethes aeneus
Lineage: Eukaryota; Metazoa; Arthropoda; Insecta; Coleoptera; Nitidulidae
Source: the annotation of a GenBank genome assembly